GUGACGGAACGAGCUGCCGGCCGCCGGCGCCCGCAGCCGCUCUAGCCGCGAGUGACGGUCGGACGGCCUCGUGACGCACGUCGUUCGUGACGGACCGUCGCGCUCGGGGACAAUAGCCGGAACCGACGGCACUUGGUGUGCCCGUCCCGGCAGCGUCAGUGUGUGAUAGUGCGUCGUGUCGCGCGGUCACCUCCGCGCCGCGAGGGACCAGCAAUGAAGCUGAAGGCGCUCAAAAAGCUCAGGAACAUCGGCGGUGGACUCGCAUCGUCCACCAACAACAGCAACCGGUACCAGGCCACCAACAACCUACCUCCGCUGCUGUUCCACCCGUGUCACGGCGAGAACAUCCGUCUGAUGAACGGCGGCGCCCGCGCUCAGCGCGUGGACUCCUACUGCAAGGGGAUCGUGUUCAGCAGCCGGCCCGUCCGCAUCAACGAAAAGAUCAUGCUGCGCCUGGCUGAUGUGUCUAACCAGUGGAGCGGCGUGGUGCGUCUGGGCUUCACCAGCGUCGAUCCGCGCACGCACACCCACGGCCUGCCCAAGUACGCCUGUCCUGAUUUGACCAGCAAGCCUGGUUUCUGGGCCAAGGCGAUGUCGGAGCGCUACGCUGAGCCGGGCUGCGUGUUCUUCUACUACGUCACUGCCGGCGGCGAUGUCCACUUCGGCCUCAACAACGAGGAGAAGGGCAUCUUCUUCUCGGGCGUGGACGUGUCGCGCCCGCUCUGGUGUCUGGUGGACAUCUACGGCAACGCCACCGCCCUCGAGAUCGUCCAGCCGCAGCCGGCGCCUCUGCCCGUGCUUCGGCCGACCAACGAGGAGCUGGAGCGAUGGACGCGACCGGCGCUGGCCGCUCUCACCAUCAACGCUCCACCGCCGCACGCGCAGCAGCCUCCGCUGCCUCUGCCGGCUCCGCAGCCGCAGCCGCCGGCGCUGGCCGUCAAGUACCACACCCACUGCGUCUUCUCCCCGCUGCUGCUGCACCCGCGUGUGCGUGGCCGGAACGUGACCGUCUCGCCGGACCGGACCGUAGCUGCUCGCCUCGAGGGCGAGUUCUGUAACGGCUACGUGUUCGGCCAGCGGCCGCUGCGGCUCGGCGAGCGGCUGGUCGUGCAGGUGCUCUCCCGGUGCAGCCUGUACGUGGGCGGUCUGGCGUUCGGCCUGACCUCGUGUGACCCGUCUCGGCUGACGCCCGCUGAGCUGCCCGAUGAUGCUGACCUGCUGUUGGACCGGCCCGAGUACUGGGUGCUGGCGAAGGAUGUGGCACGCACCCCGGCGCCUGGUGACGAGCUCAGCUUCAAGAUCAACGGCACCGGCGCCGUGGAGUUCUCGAGGAACGGCGGCGCGGCUCAGGUGCUGAUGCACGUGGACGCCUCGCUGGACCUGUGGCCGGUGCUGGAUGUGUUCGGCGGCACCGGCCGGAUCCGCGUGCUCGGCGUCACCUCCGAGCUGACGCCGGGCUGCGCGGCCCCUCCGCCGGUGCGCGCUGGCUCCGAGCACAGUCUGCCGGUGCCGGCGCGGCCGAGCCAGCCGCUGCCGCCGCCGCCGGCCGAGCUGCAGCCGGCCGCCGCCGCCGACUGCGCCGUCUGCUUCGAGCGCGCCUCGGACGCGGCGCUCUACUCGUGCGGCCACGUGUGCAUGUGCUACUGCUGCGCCGUGCAGUGGAAGGCGCGCGGUGGUGCAGUGUGCCCCAUUUGCCGGGCGCCCAUCAGGGACGUGAUCAGGCUCUACCGCAGCUAGGACAGGGCGCGGCGGUACAGAGGGACAACUCGGGACAGUAGGUUGGCGAACUCGCGGACCAGACCGACUGUGGGGUACAGAGUUCCGUCUGUAGUCAGGUGUGGCACUGAGCGAUAGUCAGGACGCCAGACGAGCUCCGGCGGCGCCGCAGAGGACAGGUGGCGCCCCCCACCGAGCAGAGAGUGUAAGAUAGUGAGAGCUGUUCUUCCUCUGGACAGAGCAACAGGCAGCUGGGCUUGCACCGCACGGGAACGGGAGUGGAGUUUGGGAAGUGGGAGUUGAUGUGACAAGUUUGUCGGAGGCGUGAUAUGCUAGUCAAACAAUUGCCUCCUUCCUCACUUAGUGUGCGUGUAUGUGUGUUUUCUGUAUACCAUGUAAGUGUUGUUUCUUCGUACAUCUGUCGUUGACUAGACACUUGCUAAUCUGUUUUCUUCUGCAAGGAAACUAUCCCCUGGUUGAUUCUAGUCGUAGCCAAGAAGUUGACAUAUUAUUUAACGCAAGAGUAUAUAUGCACAUCGUGAUUAUGUUGUGUAUUGUGGGCGCACGCAAUACAUUUUCUACGUAAAUGUA
Amphibalanus amphitrite is the source of this 2307-nucleotide messenger RNA. Its product is annotated as protein neuralized-like. The transcript is spliced from 6 exons. Bases 214 to 1737 code for a protein of 507 amino acids. NCBI's taxonomy places the organism in Eukaryota, Metazoa, Arthropoda, Thecostraca, Balanomorpha, Balanidae. Gene Ontology annotation, molecular function: ubiquitin protein ligase activity. The record is from RefSeq and is a predicted model, not a curated record.